AUGGAGUAUCAGCCUGAGGCUGAGGAUCACCAAAGAUCUCGCGUCGGGGUCAGAUUUGCAAUGACGUCCAAAGCCUUCAAACUCUCAAAAGUAGCUGAUAAUUACAUGAUCCUGUUUGUGAUUCUCUCCGCAUAUUCUGCCCACAACUCGCUCAAAAUUGUGACGAACCUACCUACCGCUGCAAUGCUUCAUCGCCCGUUUAGCCAAGUACGAGUCGCGCCCAUACACGGUAUCAUCAGUGGUAUACUUCACGACACGAUACUUGGGAAUACUAUCCCUGAUGUAGGCAGCGGAUACCGACUUGAGCCCCGGUUUUCUUACUCAUUUUCUCAGUAUACCUUUCGUAAUCGGUGGCAUCGAGGAGUGGGACAUGCCCUUGGAUCUAGGUCAAGAAAAAGGAUCAAGUGGGCACUCGGUUGUCUCUUUUGUGUUGAGCUGUUUCUAGCUUUACUUGGCACUGUCGAUGCAGGAAUAACACGGUUUCCGGUGGAUAACAUAUUGGUCGUCAAUAUACCAGUUAUAUUCCUCAUUCUAGGAAAUCUUACAGAAGCUGCUUCGCGAUGGUAUACCAACAUAAAUUUAAAUAUUUUCGUCCGCUAUGCUCUCUUGUUCUUAGAGACAACAUUGAAUGAACAUAAGAAAGCCGGCGACCUGGGUCGGAGUUUGUCUGGAGCUCCGGAUCCGGCAACGCGCGGGUCACUUGUGCAGCUCGAGGUCUUUAGCACAUCGCCACUAUCUCUAUCCGCCAGCGUCAGAUCAGAUCGAAAGAACCUCUUCGGACGAUUAGCUAGCCCUGACGAAAAUCCAGCUUUUGUCUGCCUACACCUGCCCCUCAUCAAUAGAGAGCUACAAAGCGAAGCUGAAAAGAAUAAGAAGAGCGGAGCAAUGGUUCCUCGGUUCACAACGUUUGCCCUUGAAUGUCUGGAUGCCGGUUUGCUGACAACACUGGUGGCAAUCAUACGCCAGAGACCUGAUACAGACGUGAAAGAAAGAUACAUAUCUCAGUUUUGGGCAUUUACGUUAUUUUCUACCCUGGUACAAUCUGGAGAUCCCUCUGAACGUCAAGUCCUCACAGAUGAGCUCUUGCACCUCGGUUUUGUGGAAAUAAUUCUCCAGUCGGUGCGACAUCCGCUAUGUAUCAUGCACCAAGCCGCAAUCAACACCGCGCAGCACUUUGGAAUGCUUAUCGGACCGAAACUUUCAGCUUCGACUAUUGCCGACAUCAUCGAGACUAUGUGUCUCUAUGCACUACAAGGACCGGAUGAAGCUAUGAAGCAACUUUCUGAUCCAAAGACCCGGUGGCAAGGCACAUUCAUGUUGCUCAAGGCAAAUAUCAACCGUGAGACCGUAGGCAUAUAUGCACUACGCUGGUAUGGAAUUUUUCAACAUCGUGCACUUCUAACAGUCGAAGGCAUAAUGUGCACACGGCAGUCACCUCACUCGCGCAAGAACUGCCUUGAAAUUCUAGAAACGAGACCAUAUAUCCUCGACCUUCUUCUUGACUGCACUAUGCUUGAGCGUCCUAACAAGUUUAUGGAAUCUAGGGCCACAGCAAUGGCCACCGAAACGCUAGCUAUAUUCUUACAGUGGCCAGAUUUUGUCGUGCCAGGCACUACAACUCAAACCGGCCGAAGUCCAAAAUCGCAAGAAUACAAAUCCGUUACUCAGGCUGUGACACUCUUUACAUCAUGUCGAGACUGGUCGGAGAAGUUGAUCGAGGCUUGGAUGUGUAUUGAAGAAGAGAGCUCAAAAAAGCUCGAAAGGAGCGCUGUUUCUCUACGCACCAGUAAGGUUGUGGACCAAGAUGACGAGUGA
Messenger RNA from Coniophora puteana RWD-64-598 SS2, 1815 nucleotides. RefSeq lists its product as uncharacterized. The record is from RefSeq and is a predicted model, not a curated record. Lineage: Eukaryota; Fungi; Basidiomycota; Agaricomycetes; Boletales; Coniophoraceae. The transcript is spliced from 14 exons. The coding region runs from base 1 to 1815 and encodes 604 amino acids.